CAGUUUUUUGGUGAGAGUGGAUGGAGCAGCAUUGGGGCUUUCACAAUCAUGGAGUGAAGGGAAUUCGGAGGAGAUAGCUACCACAGAUGGCCCGAUGGAAACCACCCCGGAUGCCACAAACAUAACGGGGCCACUAUCCACCAGUAUCUACACCGUAAACCUAGCCGCAGAGUUGACCGAUCCCUCGGUAUACGUCAAGGAACUGCCUCCUCCGAAAUAUCAGCCCGAGAUCAACAUUACUACAAGCAUAACACUUCAUCACAUCGAAUCAAUCUCUGCUCAAUCAUCCGAUUUCUCGGUGUACCUCAUGCUUCGACACGUGUGGCAAGACAAGAGACUGAAUUUCGAGAAUAAAAACACGUGGUACCUCGAGGACGAAUAUCUAUCAGGGAGCGAAUGGCUCUACAACCUCAUCUGGUCCCCGACUCUCUUUUUCGUGAAUGAAAAAGAUUCGAAUGUCUUCCAACUCAGCAAGAGGAACGUCUUCGUCGCCAUCUCCAAGAAUGGCACGGUCACCCUAACCUACAGGCGAGUUAGAUCCUGCUUUACAAGUGUUUUGCGGUUCAAAGAGGUUACUGCGAGAUGGGUGUCAAGAGAACUGAUAUUCGACCAGAAGGUUAACCGAGUGACCGCCGCGUCGGACCGUCUCAACCGCUACGACGAAGAGAAGGGCAACGUCCUCAGCAGCAUUUUGACGAGGGAUGAAACAGCGAAGGUGAGGUUUUUCUGCUUGAUGGACCUGAAGAGAUUCCCGUUCGAUGAACAGACUUGCAACAUGACAAUCGCAUCGUGGGACAUUCCCAUUCCCAAGGGGAGGCUACAAUGGGAGAAUCCCGUGGAUUGCAUCGCCCGAGAGGAGGAUUUGAUUGCUUCCGAACAAACCUUCCACAGCCACGAAUGCUUUGAGGAAGAGUUCCGGGACUUCCAUGGCAUCACUGGAAAACGAUUUAGUGCCAUCACAGUGAGAUUCAGGAUCAAGAGGGACCCUGGACAUUACAUCCUGGAUUAUUAUGUACCCUCCAUCUUCCUGGUCGUCGUGUCAUGGGUCUCCUUCUGGUUGGAUCCCAAUGCUUCUCCUGCCCGCGUCGCUCUCGGAACGAGCACGAUGCUGACCUUCAUCACCCUGUCAAGGAAUAUAGGCGACGAACUGCCUAAACUGUCAUAUUUGAGGGCCGUGGAAAUCUGGUUCUUUGUCUGCAUCGCCUUCAUCUUUCUUACCCUCGUCGAAUUCGCUUUUGCCAACAUUAUCUCUCGCAGACGUUGUGUCCAACACUUGCCCAAAUGUGUGUUGGUCCACAUGCCCUACGAAGAAGUUUGGUCCAACAACCAUGUCACCAAGCAGACCACACCACACCAUCACCUACUCUGCACCAAGUUCGUUCGAUUUGCGCAUCCAAGCUGGCACGGCCGGGACGUGGACACGAAUCAGCUGUCGGUGAACAGCUUCGACAAAGUGUAUUUCACCGUAACCCCAUCAAGCAACACGGAGACGUUGAACAUGCCAGAUGAUGAUUGCAAAGAUAUUAAAAUCUCAGUGCCGAUCACUUCAAUUGGUGGCGAUGAGUCUGCCUCUUCCAAACACAGGCAGAGAAAG
Darwinula stevensoni is the source of this 1594-nucleotide messenger RNA. The record is from the annotation of a GenBank genome assembly. NCBI's taxonomy places the organism in Eukaryota, Metazoa, Arthropoda, Ostracoda, Podocopida, Darwinulidae.